AUGGCGGAUGCUCUUGAUAAAUUGGAGCUGCACAUUUUAAACAAAGGUUCUGGGCCCACCUUCGACACCAUUAGAGGUGGGAGAAGGUUUUCCAGCUGCGUCGACAUAACGACUUACUCGACGGACCUUCUCGGAAAAAUUGGGAACUGGAGGCUUUCUGGAGACGUUAUUGGUUCGGAUCACAGGGCAAUUCUGUUUGAGCUCGAACUCGGCAAGGCUGUCGGCAUAGACAUCAAAAGAACAACCAGAAAAUUCAACACCAGGAAGGCAAACUGGAGCGAGUUUCAUACGAAACUAGCUCAGCUUUGGCAAAAUAAAAGUUUGAACGUUACAUCAAUAAAAGAAAUAGAUAGCAAAAUAGUACUGUAA
Parnassius mnemosyne (clouded apollo) is the source of this 369-nucleotide messenger RNA. Lineage: Eukaryota; Metazoa; Arthropoda; Insecta; Lepidoptera; Papilionidae. The record is from the annotation of a GenBank genome assembly.